UCCGUCAAACCAAAACAAAGAUGAGAUUCCGAUUCUGUGGCGACUUGGACUGCCCAGACUGGGUUCUGGCUGAGAUCAGUAUCCUGGCUCGAAUGACAUCAGUGAAGAUGAAAUUACUUUGUGUACAAGUCAUAAAGGAUCUUCUGAAUGAAGGAAUUGAUUAUGAGAAAGUCUACAAACUGACAUCUGAUGCUAAGUUUGAGAUUGGCGAUGUGAAGGCUAGUCUGGCAGCCCUGAGUUUUGUACUUUCCAGCGCAGCCAAAUAUGGUAUCGACGGAGAAUCCCUGUCUAAUGAACUACAGCAGCUAGGUCUCCCCAAAGAACAUACUUCAGCAUUGUGUAAGUCGUACAGCGAUGGUCUGGAUAAACUUCAAACCCACUUCAGAAAGACAAGUCUUAGAUUGUCCAAUGUUGACUCAGUACGAUGGAGAGUGGACUACGUCCUCAGUUCUAGUGAGUUAAAGGAUGUGAACAUGCCCUGUGUCCAGUUACAGCUGACCACUAAGAAUCCUGACACUGGUACAACAUCACCGCUCUCCUUUACUGUCUCCAUGGAAAAGUUCCGGGUUCUUCUCAGUGAAUUAAAACAAGCCAACACGAUCAUGGAGUCUUUAUCAUCGUGAUAGUCAGCACAGCUAGAUCAUUAUCUAACUUCUAAUCGGGAUCAAAUAUGACAUGUUUUUACCAAGUUAGUUCAUUAUCCUCUGGAUUUCAAUGUAUCAGACAUCUCCAGCUUAAAGUCCUAGUGCUAAUGUUACCUCGCACAAAAAAGGAGCUCUUUUUUCCCCGCUCACCUGGUCCGAAUUAUGUAGUGUGUUUUGACUAAUCACUGCAAUAACCAGGUGAGUGAUACAGGCCCUGUGGGCCUCUUAUUCUGAUAUAGAAUGUAUUGCCACUAUGCUGCUGGAGAUUAUUUAAACAAUGGAUAUUUUAGCUGAUGCAGUCCUGCAGGACUGUAACAAAAUUUGUUACAUAUAUAUGAACAUUUUAAUAGAGUGUAGCAUAUUUAUUUUACUCACUUGAUGUUUGUAAAAUCCCUGGAACAUCAAAGUCGUUGUUGUCACCAUCAGAUUGGUGACAUCACAACUGCAGUCACAUGAUCAAGUUCUCUAUAUAUUGUUAUUAUGAAUAUAGUUCUGGAAACGUCAAUAGUAGAAUGAUGACAAUACCUCAAUUAAAUCAAGACUUUUUUGUGGGCCUCAAAAUUUGGAGUUUUCGUAAAAAUUCCAUUUUGUGCCUAAUUGAUAUUUUUGUGGAUUGUUGCUUCUCACAGUCCACACAUUUUUAGCUUGUCUCUUUGAAGAACGGUGUCGGCGUUGGUUUACUAUAAGUUUUUGGUGGAAGUGUUGAAAGGCAUUAAUUAACACAUCACUUGUUAUUGUACUACGGUACUUAUAAUUGACAGUAGGGUUCCUGUGGGGUUAGACUAUCACAUCUUAGGGUUGAACUGAAUGAUUUUUGGAUAAAAAACUGCUUUUUGACAUGUUUUGAACUUAAACAUUUUUAUGCAUUUUUGAAGAUAUCAGAAAUUUUUCAGGUAUGUAUGAAUGAUGACAGUUAAGGUUGAAUAUCAGAAAUUAAUUCCAUUGAGUAUACAAUAUAAAAUCUUAAAUAUCUAUUAUGCAAAACAAUAACAAUUUGUAUGUUUUAUUUAUUGACAAACAUUUACGAGACGAGCUAUGCUGUUCUACAACAGGUUUUGUUUCCCUAAUUAUAUGGAAUUCUGUUAUCCAUUAUGUAUACUUGGUAGAACAUUGUAGAUGUUUUAUAUGCUUUCAUACAGUACAAAUAUCCAUACCUGUAUUCAUCAAUCAAGAUUUUACAUUUGUAUCAAAUUUUAAAUACUUUAUUAAUUGUUGUACUGAAUACUGAAUUGUCAAGAUUAUAGAUGAAAUGAGAAUAAGCUCUGACAAAAACAAAUGGUUUCACAAUUUGGCUGAAACCAAGAUGAGAGAUAAGAAUGGUAUAUUGUACUUGUUUUUGUCUACUGUUUAGAUUGAAUUUAUUGUAUUAAAUACAUUAUGUUGAUAUAAAUAAAUCUUUCAAUAUUUUA
Molecule: messenger RNA, 2053 nt
Organism: Pecten maximus
Lineage: Eukaryota; Metazoa; Mollusca; Bivalvia; Pectinida; Pectinidae
Product: COMM domain-containing protein 4-like
Exons: 9
Coding region: 21-623 (200 amino acids)
Source: RefSeq, a predicted model, not a curated record